GGCCGGCUGUUUUCCGCCGCCGCGGUCUCACGGUCUCACGGUCGCGGGGCGGCGGGGCCGCGGUGGGUUCCUCCGGACGCGCCCUCCGUCCCGGUGGCUUGCAAGCCGCUCGGCGACGACGCGACGGGCCCGGCGUGUGAGCGGCGAGGCGCGCGCUCGCCGGGCGCCGGCCCUCUGCCCUCCCCCUCAGGAAACGACAGCUGCGCGGGGCUGGCGCCGCCUCCCGCCACCUACCACGUCCGCCCCGCCGUCGCCCGGCGCCCCAGCCCAGCCGCGGCGCUCCCCGCCUCCCCGCUAGCACGGCCGGCGGCUCUGCCCGCCUGCCGCCCGGCAUGAACAUCAUGGAUUUCAACGUGAAGAAGCUGGCGGCCGACGCGGGCACCUUCCUCAGCCGGGCCGUGCAGUUCACAGAAGAAAAGCUUGGCCAAGCAGAGAAGACAGAACUGGAUGCUCACCUGGAAAACCUCCUUAGCAAAGCUGAGUGUACCAAGAUAUGGACAGAGAAAAUAAUGAAGCAGACCGAGGUGCUGCUGCAGCCAAACCCAAAUGCCAGGAUAGAAGAAUUUGUUUAUGAGAAACUGGAUAGGAAAGCACCAAGUCGUGUAAACAACCCAGAACUUCUGGGACAGUAUAUGAUUGACGCAGGAACUGAGUUUGGCCCAGGGACAGCUUAUGGCAAUGCCCUUAUUAAGUGUGGAGAGACACAGAAACGAAUCGGGACAGCUGACAGAGAGCUGAUUCAAACCUCAGCAUUAAACUUCCUCACGCCUUUAAGAAACUUUAUAGAAGGGGAUUACAAAACAAUCGCAAAAGAAAGGAAACUAUUACAGAAUAAGAGACUGGAUUUGGAUGCUGCAAAAACAAGACUAAAAAAGGCAAAAGCUGCAGAAACUAAAAGUUCAUCUGAACAGGAAUUAAGAAUAACUCAAAGUGAAUUUGAUCGUCAGGCAGAGAUUACUCGACUCCUGCUGGAGGGAAUCAGCAGUACACACGCCCAUCAUCUCCGCUGUCUGAAUGAUUUUGUAGAAGCCCAGAUGACUUACUAUGCACAGUGUUACCAGUACAUGUUAGACCUUCAAAAACAACUGGGAAGUUUUCCAUCCAAUUAUCUUUCUAACAACAAUCAGUCUUCUGGGACCCCUGUGCCAUACGCUUUGUCAAAUGCGAUUGGUCCUUCUGCUUCAACGGGUAGCCUCGUAAUCACCUGUCCUUCUAACCUCAACGACCUUAAAGAAUCCAGCAGCAGCAGGAAGGCCAGGGUCCUCUAUGACUAUGAUGCUGCAAAUAGCAGUGAGCUGUCGCUCUUGGCAGACGAGGUAAUCACUGUGUUCAGUGUCGUUGGAAUGGACUCCGACUGGCUAAUGGGGGAGAGAGGAAAUCAGAAGGGCAAGGUGCCAAUUACCUACUUAGAACUUCUCAAUUAAACAGGGAGACCAGGAGAGGUUACCCAUCCCGACACCAUAUUUAUAUAAAUAACUCUAAAGCAAGUUUAAAUAUCUUUCAAUGUUAAUGUCAUAAGAGACUGAAAAAAAUUACAAGCCAUCAGAAACUGGCCAUCCUGCCAAUAAAACUGCAUGGUUAAUCCUUCAUUACAGAAUCUAUGUUAGCGAUUUCAUGACAAGAGUGUUUUCUUAAACAAUUCUUUCUACUGAGGUUUCACUAACAAGCAACUUCUACUUUUGAGCCCCAACUUAAAAACAAAAGGAUUCUUUUCUACUGAAUUUUUCAUUAACGGCAAGCUUUUUCUUUUAUGCAAAAUAAAUUUAUUGUGCAUGAUACCAGUGACUCAUUUAUUAGGUACAAUAGCCAAAGAAUAAAGUAAAAACUCCUUUUCACCUUGCUGCCCAAUAGGAAUCAGAUGACUUAAUAGCAGGCUUUACUAGGGCCUCCUAGCUUUGGAGUUUUGCUUGGGUUGGGUUGGGUUGGGUUUAUUUAUGUUUAAUACACUACUGGAUAGUUUCUUUUGAACCUGAGUCUUGAAAAGUAUUACCUUAUUUCAUAAUUUUGUUAAGGUUGCAGAACACUGGGGACAAAUUCAUUCACUAAAAAUAAUGUUAAGAUUAUUCAAUUGCCAAAAUUUGAUGCAUAAUCAGAAUUGCAUCCAUUGAGAUGAUACUACACGACAGUAAAGAUUUGUUGUUGAACAAUGAAUGUGUAUAAAAUAUGGAUUAGUGCAACAGCCUUCAUUAUAGGCUAAGUCAUGCAGUGAAUGUAGUCUGUCUUCAGCAGUGUCUCUGGAGAUUGCUAAUGACACGUUUGGAAUGAGAAUUGCUAUGAGGACCAUGCUAUCCAUCAGCAAUUGUUGCUAUAAACUGCCGAUUGAGGAGUUCUUUGGUUAGGUCUUCAGGUCUCAUUCAUCAUUCAUCCAUUCAAAAGACAUUUAUUGAGGACCAGGUACUUUGUUGAUCAACCAAGUAUACUACUGUGAACCAGAUGCUCCUAAAGAAGACGAAAGUUGACCUCUAGCAGGAGCGAUAUUGUAAAGGAAGAAACAGAAGGGUUGUGUUUAGGAAUUACCUAGUUUGGGUCUGAGAAGUCAGAAGUUGACCCAGGUAGAAGGAAAAAGUUGUGUUGGGCCUAGAACCAAUAGAGCAUAAAUUUGUUCAGAGUAGCUUAACAAUGAAGUACAAAAGUGUAGUUCGAUUACUUGGAGAUUCUUGAAUUGUAAACUUUUGAGCUCUAAAGUACUAUUUAAAUAACACUUUAAAGCAUCCAUUUGUGUUAAGAGCCCCUAAGAGCUGGGUAAACAUCGAAAACUUCGUUCUUGGUCCCAGCAUUAACAACCCCUUUCUCUGCAAUAAGAUAAAUUUCUCUGCAGUUUUCUAGUUCUGUAAGACUCUGACUCACACUUGAGUUACAUACUUGAGGAACUCCAAAAACAGCUCAAGAGGCUAGUGUUCUAGGGAAUCAAGUGAAUGAAGUUCUGGUGUUCUUUUUCUUCCUCGGGAAGUUUUACAGCUUAAAAUGCCAUCUGUUAUAUUUAGGUUUUGAGGGACUAUAAAAAUUUGGGUGACUUUAAACAGCAGCUUUAGUUCAGCAAGUUAAGUUUAUGGGGAAAAGAUCAAUGCUUUAUGGGAGAAAAUAUAAAUACGGACUGAAUUGAUUCUGUGUUUGUAUUCUCACAUAUUGGGCUCCCUGGUGUUCAACUCAGAUUUAGAGCUGCCAUUUUUUAAUCAGUAAAAUGGGGAUAAGUUCGUCACCUAACAGAAAACUAUUCCACAAGUGUUACUUUGUGUUUUGUCCUUUUAGGCAAAGACCUGGCACAUAGUAAACGUUUUGUAAGCACAGAUGCUCUUUUCAGUCGCUGACACCAUGCAGCUUGGGCUGUGAGGAGCGUGACUUACAUCCAUGCUGUGCCUGCUCCACCCACUUAAACCUGACCACAUCUGCCCACUCACCCUCCCUACUCAGUGUAAGCUCUGGGGCAGGGCCUUCUGCUUUCCAGCAGGAUUGCUGGGUACAGGAGAUGCACUUAGAUACAAGAGGACCCACAAUGUAGUGUUAACAGGAGCAAAGGCUCCUUGUACCUUUGUCUAUCAUAGAUCCAACGUCAUCUUUAGACAUGUUAUUUUGUUUAAUUUUUUUGUUUUAACGAGCUUUAUUGUUUGUUUGGUUGGUUGUUUUCUUUAAUUUUGAUUUUGACUUAAAGUUAUGGGUUUAGUUUUUGUUUAGGUGAAGGCUCAAGAAAACUGUUAAGCGUAAAAGAAAACUCUUAGAAAGCCUGUUAACUCAUGGUGCAAUUCAAACUUACUUAAAUAAACUCUUGACCCCUGAGCAUAAUUCAGCAGCACAGUAAUGAGUGGAGGGUGCAAUAUUCAUGAAAUAAUAAACAAGGAGAUAUUUAUGGGCCCUCUAAAAACUGAAAAAGAAGUGGAUUUUAGCUACCUUUGUCUUAAAGUAAUCUGACCCACAGGUUAUUUUUUUUUU
This is a messenger RNA of Apodemus sylvaticus (European woodmouse), 3927 nucleotides long. RefSeq names its product SH3 domain containing GRB2 like, endophilin B1 (gene Sh3glb1). Gene Ontology annotation, molecular function: protein binding. Gene Ontology annotation, cellular component: cytoplasm; membrane. The coding region runs from base 333 to 1424 and encodes 363 amino acids. Lineage: Eukaryota; Metazoa; Chordata; Mammalia; Rodentia; Muridae. Gene Ontology annotation, biological process: membrane organization. The transcript is spliced from 9 exons. The record is from RefSeq and is a predicted model, not a curated record.